This is a messenger RNA of Saccharomyces cerevisiae S288C, 939 nucleotides long. RefSeq names its product type 1 serine/threonine-protein phosphatase catalytic subunit GLC7 (gene GLC7). NCBI's taxonomy places the organism in Eukaryota, Fungi, Ascomycota, Saccharomycetes, Saccharomycetales, Saccharomycetaceae. The transcript is spliced from 2 exons. Bases 1 to 939 code for a protein of 312 amino acids. Gene Ontology annotation, molecular function: protein serine/threonine phosphatase activity; hydrolase activity. The record is from RefSeq and is marked reviewed. Gene Ontology annotation, cellular component: protein phosphatase type 1 complex; cytoplasm; nucleus.
AUGGACUCACAACCAGUUGACGUUGAUAAUAUCAUCGAUAGAUUAUUGGAAGUAAGAGGAUCUAAACCUGGUCAACAAGUUGAUCUAGAAGAAAAUGAAAUCAGAUACUUAUGUUCGAAAGCCAGAUCUAUAUUCAUAAAGCAACCCAUUUUACUAGAGUUAGAAGCCCCAAUUAAAAUAUGUGGUGACAUUCAUGGGCAAUACUAUGAUUUACUACGUCUAUUUGAGUACGGUGGAUUCCCGCCAGAAUCUAAUUAUCUAUUUUUGGGUGAUUAUGUCGACCGUGGUAAACAAUCCUUAGAGACUAUUUGUCUAUUACUGGCUUACAAAAUUAAGUAUCCAGAAAACUUUUUCAUUUUAAGAGGGAACCAUGAAUGUGCUUCCAUUAAUAGAAUUUACGGGUUUUAUGAUGAAUGUAAGAGACGUUAUAAUAUCAAACUUUGGAAAACUUUCACGGAUUGUUUCAAUUGUUUACCAAUUGCUGCAAUUAUUGAUGAGAAAAUCUUCUGUAUGCAUGGUGGUCUCUCACCAGAUUUGAAUAGUAUGGAACAGAUCAGAAGGGUGAUGAGGCCAACAGAUAUUCCCGACGUUGGCUUAUUAUGUGACUUAUUGUGGUCAGAUCCAGAUAAAGAUAUCGUAGGUUGGAGUGAAAAUGAUAGAGGUGUUUCUUUCACUUUUGGUCCUGAUGUAGUGAACAGAUUUUUACAGAAACAAGAUAUGGAGUUGAUUUGCAGGGCCCAUCAAGUUGUGGAAGAUGGUUAUGAAUUCUUUAGUAAAAGACAAUUGGUGACACUUUUCAGUGCUCCGAAUUAUUGUGGUGAAUUUGAUAACGCUGGUGCAAUGAUGAGUGUUGAUGAAAGUUUAUUAUGUUCUUUUCAAAUUUUAAAGCCAGCCCAAAAAAGUCUACCAAGGCAAGCUGGGGGUAGAAAGAAAAAAUAA